Contarinia nasturtii (swede midge) is the source of this 697-nucleotide messenger RNA. Its product is annotated as NADH dehydrogenase [ubiquinone] 1 alpha subcomplex subunit 6-like. The coding region runs from base 181 to 558 and encodes 125 amino acids. The record is from RefSeq and is a predicted model, not a curated record. The transcript is spliced from 3 exons. Gene Ontology annotation, biological process: response to oxidative stress. NCBI's taxonomy places the organism in Eukaryota, Metazoa, Arthropoda, Insecta, Diptera, Cecidomyiidae.
GUUUCAGUUUGUCAUUUCAUUGCGAACGAUAUUCGAUGUGUCAAAUUGUCGUAUUUUCUUCGCUCUCAUACUGCAAAUGUCAAAUAACAAAUCGACGAUAACAUUAUAUAAGUGAAUAAAAACGAUUGAAAAAGAGUGCAUCGAAGGAAGAUCGUUUUCCAUCACAAAACAUUUGAGAGAAUGUCAUCAGGACGUGAGGCAGCAAAACGCACCUUACAACAAGUUCGUCCGGUUCUAUCGGUGAACAAAGAUGAAGCUAGACGACGUGUUCUGAACCUCUACAAGGCAUGGAUUCGUCAAAUCCCAUUCAUUGUGGAUAACAACAAUCUGCCCAAGUCAUCGCUUCAAAUAAGAGACAAAGUGCGAGAAGAAUUUCUGAAGCAUAAAGAUGUAGAAGAUAUUAGAAUCGUAGAUAUGUUAGUGAUUAAAGGCAAAAUGGAACUGCAAGAAACUAUAGAAAAAUGGAAGCAACCCACACACAUGAUGCGAUAUUGGAAGGACACCAUCGAACCAGCACCAACCGAUUUUCUGUCGAAAUUCAUUUCGGGCAAAAAUUAAAUUCGUUGAUAAUAUUUACAAUCGUUUUGUUUUAUCUGCAGAGAAGGGAAGAAGAGAAUUUGUUUUUUAUGAUCAAUUCCAAAUGGAAUUGAUUGUAAACGGAUUUUGAAAAUGGAAUAAAAACAAAUGAAGAAAGUCA